CGUUCAUACCAGGGAUCAUCGAUACAGCAUUUAAAUGCUGUCGUCCUCUUUCCAAGGCCAUUUCCCCAACACUCAAUACGAUGCAAACAGUUACAAGCAAUCAACGAUAGCAUACUGCAGCUUGAGAUUUCUGUCGUGUUUUUCAACCAUUACUCUUUCUAAUUAGGCCUGUUAUCUCGUGAGCCAUCAUCCAACAUCCUGAGUUAUGACGGCAAGUUAUUUUCAUUCUUGCAGAGAGUACCCACUUCACCCUCAGCACCAUCCAGACAAUUUGGAGAAUAUAUAUUAACCUCCAUGCAGUCAAUAGACCAAGAGCAAAUAUUACUGAAUUGACAUGAUCUAUCAUUCCACGUUGACUGAGCCUUUCGUUUCCCUCUCUUCUCUCUCUUUUUCAUUCCUGCAACUGUCAGUUCAAACACGACUAUCACCACCGCACGCAACACAGUACGCACCUGUCAGCAUCCACAAAGGAUCUUUGGCAUUUGCUUUGCAUUUCCUUUCUGGUAUUCACAGUUGGCUCAAUUUGCCAAAUUUCCCAACAAAAAACAUGUCUUCACGAUCUAGCACACCGUCGCACAAGCGCUCUGGUUCCCAGCUCAGCAGCACAUCCAAUUCCAAGAAACUGUGCACCAAACAAUCCACCAGCACCUGCUCCCUUACCGCCUUAGAUCCCUCCUUUAUCGACAACUGGAUCCUAGCCACUACCGAGGAGGAACGCGCGGCACGUCGCGGGCUUGACGUUGCCGAAGCCCGUGACUUCCAGGCUGCCCAGAUACUCUCUGCUCGCAAAGCAGCGAAGGACGCAUGGGCCAUCAUCCUAUUGCGUCACGAGGUUGAGAAGAAAGUCAAGGAGCUUGAAAGUGAGCUUGAGGGGCUUAAAAGGGAGUUGGAGAUCUUGUGGAAGAAGGAAGUGGAUGCACAAACAGAGAUUGUUGAGUCUGAUGGCCCGCAGCUAUACUACGUUGAGGAUUACAUGGAGGAGGAUAGACUUGGGCCAUGCAAUGAUGGCUUGAGGCCAAGAGCGGAGAGUUAUAGUCCUGGGGAUGAGCUCGCAUGAUGAGACUCUGCUCACGCUCUGAGCACCAAGUGAAAUCUCUCGCCUUAUGUUAUUUCGUAGAAAGACAAGGUCACCCUCCCUUCACGGGGUCUAUAAUAGUUCCCCCAAGGCACAGC
This is a messenger RNA of Fusarium redolens, 1173 nucleotides long. RefSeq lists its product as uncharacterized. NCBI's taxonomy places the organism in Eukaryota, Fungi, Ascomycota, Sordariomycetes, Hypocreales, Nectriaceae. The coding region runs from base 335 to 1057 and encodes 240 amino acids. The record is from RefSeq and is a predicted model, not a curated record. The transcript has 2 exons.